Chanos chanos (milkfish) is the source of this 1821-nucleotide messenger RNA. RefSeq names its product synaptotagmin VIIb (gene syt7b). Gene Ontology annotation, biological process: calcium ion-regulated exocytosis of neurotransmitter; vesicle fusion. The transcript has 12 exons. Gene Ontology annotation, molecular function: phosphatidylserine binding; calcium ion binding; clathrin binding. Gene Ontology annotation, cellular component: synapse; synaptic vesicle; axon. Lineage: Eukaryota; Metazoa; Chordata; Actinopteri; Gonorynchiformes; Chanidae. The record is from RefSeq and is a predicted model, not a curated record. Bases 1 to 1821 code for a protein of 606 amino acids.
AUGCCGAGAGCAGUGCAGAGCCUGAAUUCAGAGAGGGAGAGGGAGAAGGGCUCCUUGUCUCUCAGCGUCUUCCUGAUCUCCGUGGGUUUGACGGUAUGCGUUGUAUGGUUGGUGGCACUCUGUGGAGUCUGUGGAUGGUGUCAACGCAAACUGGGGAAGAGGAAUAAGCCUGGAGUGGAAGCAGCCAGUACCCCGGACUCAGUGCGAGGUCGUGGGGAGAACAAAGCCAUCAAUGAUCUAGACAGGGACUUUUGGAAUAACAAUGACAGCAGUACUGUUCAGCAGCGCUGGAGUUCUUACCCACCCAAGGAAUUCCUCUUAAACAUGUCCCCUUAUGCCCCAUACGGAGACCCUCGCCUCACGCCCAAUUUUGGGGACCCCUCUCUAUCCACAACUUCUACUCUGGAACACAUCCCUUCCUCAGCCACCCGACCCAGGCCCCUAGUCAGGCAACAAAGCCUCCAACAGCCCCUAACCCACCAGCCCCCGCCAGGGCCCAACGACCCCCCAGCCACUUCUCAGAGCCUGGGCCAGCUACACACUGGUCCUGGGGGUGGGGGCCACCGGGGGGGCCCGCGGGGGGUGCGUGGUAGUCCGGCUGGAGCAGGGGCGUCCCGAUACAGGGCUGGCGGGGCAGGCCGAUCACGUUCCAACCCGGGCAGCUGGGACCACAUGAUGGGUCAGAUUCGCACAAGAGGUCUAGACGUCAAAUCCUUCCUGGAGGGGAAGAUGGUCGUACUAUCAUUAGCGAUUGGAUUGGCUGAACAAGAUGACUUUGCCAACCUUCCAGACCUACAGGAGGCACCAGCACACCAAGAAACACCCCCUUCUGACAAGAGGGUUGCCAAUAACAAACCUGGCAGCAGCCCUAAGGGCCAGACCCCAGACGAGAGCAGUCGCCGGCCAGACGCCAACUCCUCUGUUUCAGACUUGGCCAACUCCGUCACCAGCGACAUGCUGAUGUUGUCCCCGGGUUCAGAGGAGGAUGAUCAUGAAGGUCCGGUCUGCGAGAAACUUGGUCGUAUCCAGUUCAGUUUGGGCUACAGUUUCCAGGACUCCACCCUCACAGUCAAAAUUCUGAAGGGGCAGGAUCUACCUGCUAAAGACUUUUCUGGAACAUCAGACCCUUUUGUGAAAAUCUACCUGCUGCCAGACAAGAAGCACAAACUGGAGACCAAGGUCAAGAGGAAGAAUCUGAAUCCUCAUUGGAAUGAAACCUUCCUCUUUGAAGGAUUUCCAUAUGAGAAGGUUAUUCAGCGCACACUAUACCUGCAAGUACUGGACUAUGACCGCUUUAGCAGGAACGACCCUAUUGGGGAAGUGUCCAUCCCCUUAAAUAAAGUCGACCUGGCUCACAUGCAGACCUUCUGGAAGGAGCUGAAACCGUGCAGCGAUGGCAGUGGAAGUCGGGGUGAUUUGCUGGUGUCUCUGUGUUACAACCCCACUGCCAACACCAUCACUGUGAGCAUUAUAAAGGCACGAAAUCUCAAAGCCAUGGACAUUGGAGGCACAUCUGACCCUUAUGUGAAGGUGUGGCUGAUGCACAAAGAUAAGCGUGUGGAGAAGAAAAAAACCGUAGUGAUGAAGCGGUGUCUGAACCCAGUAUUUAAUGAGUCGUUCCCCUUCGAUGUCCCUGCCCAUGUCCUCAGAGAGACAACCAUCAUCAUCACAGUUAUGGACAAAGACAGACUGAGUCGUAAUGAUGUCAUAGGAAAGAUCUAUCUGUCAUGGAAGAGUGGACCAGCAGAGGUAAAACACUGGAAGGACAUGAUGGGUCACCCUCGCACUGCAGUUGCCCAAUGGCACGCUCUCAAGGCUUAA